Naegleria gruberi is the source of this 891-nucleotide messenger RNA. RefSeq lists its product as uncharacterized. NCBI's taxonomy places the organism in Eukaryota, Heterolobosea, Eutetramitea, Acrasida, Naegleriidae. The coding region runs from base 1 to 891 and encodes 296 amino acids. The transcript has a single exon. The record is from RefSeq and is a predicted model, not a curated record. Gene Ontology annotation, cellular component: nucleus. Gene Ontology annotation, molecular function: protein binding.
AUGGUUGUUCAUGAUUUUUUAAAUAACUUCCCUCAAAAGAGGAAAGCUAUUGAACCUAUUUUGAAUAAUUUGAGAGAAUCAAAGUUUUGGUAUUUAGAUCCAAGACUAAGAAUUGUAAAAUUGUCUCAUGAUAAUUAUUGUGUACAAGCUAUUGAGGAUAUACCUGUUGAGGAAGUAAUUAAAAUUUAUGAUGAGAAUGGAGAAAGAGAGGAAUAUAGAGGUGUCACAAUUGUAAAAGAUUCAUUACUCUGUCAUGAUCAAUUUAUUACAGGUGCAUGCUUAUCAUCAGAUGAGAGUAUUGUUACUGUUGGUAUUACUCUCAAACAUUUGAUUCAGAAUUUAAAGAAAUUCCAGAAUGCAUUGAGAGGAUUACAUCCUAGAAAAAUUGAUGAGGCUCCUAAAAUUUUUGACAAAGAAUGGAGAGAAUUCUUUUUCGAACAUUUACAACUCGUAAAACAAAAUAUUGGUAUAAAGGAGGAAUUUGAAGGUAUGUCACUGGAAGAAAUUGAAUAUCUUGAAAACGACAAGGAAAGGCUUGAGGAAGUACUCAGACUUACCAUGGCUAUCAAAUUGAAUGGUUUUGUAGGAGGUGUGUAUGGUUUGGCGUGCCUUUUCAAUCAUUCUUGUGAGGAAAAUUGUGAGAAAAUAGAUGAAAAAAUCGUAACAACCAGAAAUAUUAAGGCAGGAGAUUUUGUUUGUUUAAAUUAUAUGGGAUUUGAUGAUACAUUGGGAAACAGAAGAAAGUAUUUGAUGGAACACUUUGCCUUUGAAUGUGAAUGUUCUAGAUGUCAAAGAGAAAUAAUGGCAGGUAUGUCUCUAGACGCUGAUGAAGAAGCAGAUGAUGUUAUGGAAGAGCAAGAAGUUACAGUGACAGAAAAGGAUUUGGAAUAA